This is a messenger RNA of Alternaria ethzedia, 420 nucleotides long. RefSeq lists its product as uncharacterized. The coding region runs from base 1 to 420 and encodes 139 amino acids. The transcript has a single exon. The record is from RefSeq and is a predicted model, not a curated record. NCBI's taxonomy places the organism in Eukaryota, Fungi, Ascomycota, Dothideomycetes, Pleosporales, Pleosporaceae. Gene Ontology annotation, cellular component: nucleolus.
AUGCCAUCCUCGGACUACACGGCGGCCACAGGCGGCGCGCUGAAACUCAAAGGCGGCGGCGGCGUCGACAAAAAGAAGAAAAAGAAGAAGCCAAAGACUACCGAAUCCACAAAACCCGCCGAAGACACGUCCACCGGUGUCGCGAAACAAUCAAACACCGACGAUGACGCGCGCAAAUCACCUUCAGGCACACCCGGCCGCUCGAUGUCACCCGAAACUGCGGAGCGAUCGAUACGAGACGGCGGCGGCAGGCAGAAGACAGAAGCGGAAAGACGGCAUGACGAGAUGCGAAGGAAGAGAAUGGAGGAGAGGCUGAAGAAGCAGGGAGUCAAGACACACAAGGAGAAGGUGGAGGAACUCAACAAGUACCUGAGCGGACUGAGCGAGCACCACGACAUGCCCAAGAUCGGACCCGGCUAA